Molecule: messenger RNA, 1692 nt
Organism: Entelurus aequoreus (snake pipefish)
Lineage: Eukaryota; Metazoa; Chordata; Actinopteri; Syngnathiformes; Syngnathidae
Gene: wash1
Product: WAS protein family homolog 1
Exons: 11
Coding region: 120-1535 (471 amino acids)
Biological process (GO): Arp2/3 complex-mediated actin nucleation; retrograde transport, endosome to Golgi; exocytosis
Cellular component (GO): early endosome; WASH complex; recycling endosome
Molecular function (GO): gamma-tubulin binding; alpha-tubulin binding
Source: RefSeq, a predicted model, not a curated record
UGACUCAUUGAAGCGGAAGUGCUUGGUGGUUGUUGUUAUGCUAAUGCUAACAGCUAGCUUCUACUGUCUGCUAUACAUGCCCUGUUGUUGGUGUUGUUGUUGACAGGCACACAACAUCGAUGGUCAGGAUGACCCAGAAGCACUGCCUGGAGGGCCAGGUGUAUUCGGUGCCUCUCAUCCAGCCGGACCUGAGGCGAGAAGAAGCUGUUCAUCAGAUAGCCGAUGCAUUAUUCUACCUGGAGACCAUCUCAACGGAUAUUUUCAGCAGGGUGUCUGAAAGUGUCGAGAACAACCGCCGCAAUCUGCAGAGUGUCACCGACCGCAUCCGACUAGUUCAGGCGCGCGUGGACAGGAUCAAGGGCAGCAAAAAAGCCACCAAGGUUUUUUCCAGUGCCAAGUACCCAGCCCCGGACAGACUCCAGGACUACUCCUCUAUUUUCACCGGAGCCGCUGACCCCUCGCUGCAAGACCACCCUCGACCCAGGAUACAGAACAAACUUCGACCUUUUGAUGAGAAGACUUUACAGGAGAAGUUGGUGUACUUCCCGGUGUGCGUGGCCAACAAGAAGAAGUCUGAAGACGAGACGCAGGAAGGCCUGGGCAGUCUGCCGCGUAACAUCUCCUCCGUCAGCUCGCUGUUGCUCUUCAACACCACCGAGAACCUAUACAAGAAGUACGUGUUCCUCGAUCCUCUGGCGGGAGCCGUGACGAAGACGCACACGACCAUAGAGACUGAGAAGGCGGAGAAGCCUUUCGAUGCUCCUCUGUCCAUCACCAAGAGAGAACAGCUGGAGAGACUGACAGCAGAGAACUAUUUCUACGUGCCAGACUUGGGGCAGGUGCCCGAAAUCGACGUGCCGUCAUACCUGCCAGACCUGCCGGGCAUCGCAGAUGACUUGUCUUACAGCGCCGACCUGGGGCCCGGCUUUGCACCAUCGGGACCCUUGCACAUCAUACCGGAGCUGCCGUCUUUCUCCGAGGAGUGCAGCACAGAAGGUUUCCAAGCGAAUGUUCCUCCUCCUCCCCCGCCACCACCGCCACCUCCUGCUUCUGAACCUGCGCUCGUAGCAGGACCGCCUCCUCCUCCUCCACCGCCUCCUCCUCCUCCACCACCUGCGCCUGCACUAAUGUCCACAGAGGGUUCCAGAGUUGCUAACUCAGGUCCGGUGUCGGGCGCCCCCAGCGAGGUGGUCCAGCCUUCAGACGGCCGGGCCAGCCUCCUGGAGUCCAUCCGCAACGCCGGGGGCAUCGGCAAAGCCAAUUUACGCAACAUCAAAGAGCGCAAGAUGGAGAAGAAGAAACAGAAGGAGCAGGAACAAGCAGUUGGAGCAGCAUCAAGCGGCGGCGACUUCAUGUCUGAUCUUUUCAACAAGCUGGCCAUGCGCAGGAAAGGUAUUUCUGGCAAGGUUCCCACAGGCGGUGAGUCAACGGACGCUCCCAGCGGAGCCGGUGGCGCCUUUGCCAGAAUGUCCGACGUCAUCCCGCCACUCCCCGCCCCUCACGCCACAACAGACGACGACGACUGGGAGGUGUGAGGCUGCGGUCAGCCAACCGUUUCAUGCACUGACAAUAAAAAUGAGAAGUUUUUGAUAAAGCUGUCCUGGUGAAUGUAAGAAGUAUUAGGCAGCACUUGAUUGUAAAAUGGCAGUGAAUUGUUCUUCUCUUCAAUGAACCCAUAUUUGCAUUACGUAA